CUACUAUUCCCAGCCGACGUGAUGAUGAACCUCUCUAAAGCACACCAUUGAAAGCUAACGAUCCUCGAAACCUCCCGAUUUCUCUCUCCCGUAAACUCCAUUCGGAGAACAGAAUGUUAUCAAUUCUCCUCCGCGUCCCCAGGUUCCCUCCUCGCCUCUCUCUCUCUCUCCAAUUCCCCACUCCUUGCAUUCCUGGAGCGCAGUGGGAAUGUUCCAUGGCCGUUACGCAGCCUGGCAUCUGCCAAGACCCGCAAGAGUCUCGUCUCCAGCCAAGAGGAACCUUGGAUGAUCACGUCUCCACCGCUUUUGCCCCUCUUUUCUUCUGCUCUCGGUCUCUCUUUCUCUCUCUUUUCUCUUCUCCUCUGCAGAGGUUGGGUACUGACUUGGCUAGGGGCCGGGCCUUCCUUCAACUUGCGACAUUCUUGGCGUUAUCAAAUUCCAGCCAACUCAAUUUGGGUCGAGACGGUCUAGGGGCUCUCGGCAUCGCUAUCUCAUCUUCAGUCAUCAUCGAUCACACCGUGGCGCAUGUGAACCUGCAGCAGGAGCAACAGACUUAUGAUCUCUUCGUCGACCGAGUUUUGUAUAGACCCCCCUGUGGUGUUGAAAAAUGAGGAAAGGGGGAAGGAAAUUUGAGACUUUCUUUCCCCUCUCUCGAUACACCUCCCUCCACCCCCUUGCAAAUGACAAUUUCCCCUCCAUUACCCCCCACGCUCCUUAUUUUAUUUGGUUUUGGUUUUUUCUUCACGGCAUUAUCGAUCGGCUCUUUGUGCAGUGC
This is a messenger RNA of Aspergillus steynii IBT 23096, 775 nucleotides long. RefSeq lists its product as uncharacterized. The record is from RefSeq and is a predicted model, not a curated record. NCBI's taxonomy places the organism in Eukaryota, Fungi, Ascomycota, Eurotiomycetes, Eurotiales, Aspergillaceae. The coding region runs from base 114 to 611 and encodes 165 amino acids. The transcript has a single exon.